AAAUGCGCGCCUGCGCGGUAUUGUUUUGAAAACAGCAUGGCGCCAUUUGUGUUGUUGUCGUAACGUCUACCGCUGUCUUUAUGCUUCACUCUUUGAAAAAAAAAAUUUCACAGAGAAAAAACAAGCCCUUCUACUUGAGGUUAUUUGUAAGACCUGACGAUAAAACGUAUGUGCUGAUUCCUAGAUCGUCCUUUUAACGCGAGAUAACUGGUAGCUAGCUGGUUAAUGUUUCUAACUAAGAGUGACUCCAAGAAAUGGAGGAAUCAGCCAAUCGAUAUAAAAGGAGACCAAAGAGGAAGCUCUGCUAUAAGACCACCAUGCAGAGCGCACUGAAAGAUGAAUCGAGAGGCACGGUGUCCAAGGGACACGUCGACAGGAUGUUUGAUGACCUGGACUCUCCCUUUUGCGUACUCCCGUCACUUCUCCAACUCUCGGACUCGGAUAGUGAGGAAAUCCAGGCUGUGGGACGUGCUACACCACUGGAUGUAAAGGCAACAUCUGCAAAGUCUGCCAAAGAAGACCCAUUACAUCCUGUGAGAUGUACGCCUGUAUUAAGUCCUGAACUAAAUAUCGACCAUUCAGACGUUCCUUUCCAAGAACCUGUGAAUACUUCCAGCCCACUAGAGGUGAGCAGGGGUGGCAAUUUGGCACAGACAAAGACCAACAACAACGGCAAGAUGCUGUCACCGAUCGUCUCUGACUGUGAAGAAAAAAAAGAUGCGGCAACAAUUAAGCCGGCCACUGAUAACAAGUCAGCACAACAGGAGACAAGUGUGACCACUGCUGAGAAGGACCACCAGAGCGUUCCCAGAAAUUCCUCCACCAAAACCCCCAUUUGGGCAUUCCUGCAGAAGGUUCAAGACUCCAACCAGUCCAAAACCAUAGUGAAAUCCCUGACAACGGUCAAAGCGCCCACGCACCCUCCUGAUUUCGAAGACGAUUUCCUGAUUGUGGAUGACAACGUCCCUUUUUGCUUUUCCAUUGCCACUAAAUCGACUAAUAAGCAGAAUAAGAACAAAGAGUCCAUCAGUGGUGGCAAUGGCCGGGAGAUGGACGUGCCGAGUAAGAAGCUACUCAAAGAGCAGACAACCCUCCAGAAAACUCCAAAGAACACGAAAGAAAAAAAGAGCGAGGCCAAGCGUCGCAUGACUUUCAACAAAAACAAUCCACAGCGUUCGCGCAACAAGGCUGACGAUCAACCCAAAGCGGCGACCGGCAGACAACCAGACAACCAGAGCGUCACGCCUUCAUCCGAGUCUCCCAACGAACCGUUACAUCCAGCGACACGCUUGCCAAGUGCUGCUCUCGACAUCGACCAUUUAGACGUUCCUUUCCACGAACCUGUGAGGACUUCCAGCCCACUUGACGAGAGCGUGAGUCGGAAUUCGGCACAGACAAAGACCAAUAACAAAGACAAGAUGGUGUCACCGAUCGUCUCUGACUGUCAAGAAGAUGCGGCAACGAUUAAACCAGCCACUGAUAAGAAGACCCUGCCACCGGCUAAAGCGCCCACUCCCCCUCCUGAUUUAGGGGAUGAUUUCCUGACCGUGGAUGACGUGUCUUUUUGCGUUUCCAUUCCUACGAAAUCAACCAGUAAGCAGCUUAAGAGCAAAGAGUCCAGCAGUGACAAAGGCGGACUGACGGACAGCUGGCAGCGGAACGAGCCAUCAAAGAAGAAGUUGCUCAAAGAGCAGACGGCCCGGAAAAAAACUCCAAAGAACACGAGAGUAAAAAAGAACCAGCUAAAGCAUCGCAAUACCCCCAACAAAAAGAACCCACAGCGUCCGCGCAACAAGGCUGACAACCAAACCAAAGUGGCGGCCGGCAGCCUGACAGACGCCCAGAGCGUCAAGCCUUCAGUUGACCUGGCUUCUCCUUUCGAUUUCGACUUGGAGCAACCCGACACCGCUGAGGAUUCGGCAGCCCGAACAGUGGGCAAAAGGAAAAGAAACCCGCCUGGAGAGUGGUGGCUCGGCUGCCCUCAAACGGAGGCGCAACCUGAGGUGAGAGGCGAGGUGCACAGUGUCAAGAAGUCCAAAGCUAACCGCGGAGAACCGGUCAAUGAAGCGUCUGCGUUACCGGCCAAGCCCAAGAGAUUGCUCAAAAGCACAAUCAAGAAGGUUUCGAAAAGGUCCAAGAAGGUUCAGUCGAAGGCGAAAAGAGCCCUGUGGAAAAGAUCCAGUGAACCAAGCGGUGAUGGAGCAGAACAAACAGAAGCUUGGCAGCAACAGCAAUUCCCGGAUCGGGACUCUUCUCCUCAGCUUACCAGUCCCCUGGACUUCAUAGAACAGCCCCAGAACCACCAUUCAGAGCAUCAAGUAUUCCUUCGAAUGUACCAGAAAAAAGUGUCCGGCAAGCCCAUCCCGCCGAGCACCACGGGAUCUCUCGAGCAGCUGCCGGAGAAACGGCGAAGCAGACUGCCCGGUGAAUGGUGGAAGGUCACGGCCACGCCAGAGAACGCGGAGGCGGGGCUUCCGAGUCCCAAGAAGUCCAAACUUGGCGUGAAAGCCAAAGCCAAACAAAGCAGACCUUCGGCAAAAUCGCCUCGGCAGGCGGUCGUUUUGCCGCCCAGUCGAACGACGCGGGACGAAGAGCAGGCGGAGAGAGUGAACACCCCUGCCAAGGUUUUCUCCACCCGGCCCUUACCCAACGACGGAGGCGCCGCUCAGAGUCAUGAAGUCGUGGUGCGAGUCUACACUCCCGACUGCGCGACUGCCAACAGGCAGGGAACUUUCACUGUGGAAGGACGGCGGGACAACCUAGAGGACGGUUCCUGUCCUGAACAAGAAAUAUUACAAAGCGGACCGGUGUCCAUGAUUGAACUAGAAGCACACCAUGAUGCAGACCUUCCGUCGACCAGACGCCGCCUCGCCGAGCUGUCGGUUUGCGACAUGUGCGCUCCUCCUCUCAAGCCGUGCACCCUGCCGGCCAGGGACAGGAACGAUCUGAGCGAGUGGCUCCAACUUCUGUUCCCCACCACACUCACAGGAGAAAAUCAUAAAAACGCGGCCGUUUCCCCCGACCAGUUUGAUUGGUACUUCCACAAAAACGGCACCAUGGGCAUCGUGGAGGACUUGCAUUGUUGGAACUUCUCUCACGGGAAGAUGCUGCUGGGCUCCUUCAUGAAGAAACCUCUUUGGGUGGACCACAGCGCCACCGUGGUUUUUUUUCUGCUAACGAGCUCCGUCAGGGUCAACGUAGACUGUGUCGAGUCUUGUGUGCAUGCGGGCAAUUCCUUCAUGGUGCCUUGUGGCCACGCCUACAGCAUCCAAAACCUGGCGGAGCAGCCCGCAUUCCUCUGCUUUAACAGAAUGCUCACCGAGAGUCCCGACUGAACAUUGACCGGCCGCAUCCAGUUUAGGAUUCUUAAUCGCUAUUCGUCGAGCAGCAGUUUUGCCUAAUGUGUUUUUUUUCACUAUUUGGCAGAAAUAUGAAAUGAAUUUGUAUAAGUCCAUUUGUCAAUGAUUGUUUUGGAAGUAAUUUUCUUCCUUGUACAGUAUGUCUAAAUCGCCAACCUUUGAAGCUGCUCUACUGCGGCCAAUGUUGCCAGAUCAGAUCAGAAGAGGUUUCAUUAAAACAGCUAUUCAUUUCAAAAAGUA
Molecule: messenger RNA, 3599 nt
Organism: Hippocampus zosterae (dwarf seahorse)
Lineage: Eukaryota; Metazoa; Chordata; Actinopteri; Syngnathiformes; Syngnathidae
Exons: 18
Coding region: 255-3335 (1026 amino acids)
Source: RefSeq, a predicted model, not a curated record